CCAGUGAAGUCGAGCCCCGUGACAGGACAGAAGAUCUACUGACUCCAGAGAGAGGAUUGACAGAGUCUGAGGGGGUUCAACACCCCCACCCCUGGACAGUAGCUUGUUAGAGUUGUAGGGGUUGGCAGGGACAGGAAGAGGAUUAUCUGGGUGAUUAAAUGCAGGAAGUUUAGGUUCUGAUGGGAUAGACAACAUGGGCAAUGCAGCCAUGUGUAAGGUGUGUGGAUCAGACAAGGGCCUGAGGACUGUUGGGACAGAGUCCAACCAGGACAAGAAUGCUUUGCCAGAAUACUUCUGCGUGGAGCAUUUUCCUGUGCCACCUCCGCUGAUGCUGUCGGACAGUAACACCAGUUUUCUGCGAGCAGCAAGGGCCGGGAACAUCGACAAGGUUCUAGAAUAUCUGAAAGGAGGAGUGGACAUCAGCACCUGUAACCAGAAAGGAAACACAGCUCUACACAUCUCCUCUCUGGCGGGUCAGGCUGAUGUGGUGAAGAUUUUGUCCAAACGAGGCGCAGACAUUAAUGCACAGUCUCAGAAUGGAUUCACUCCUCUGUACAUGGCGGCCCAGGAGAACCACAUGGACGUGGUCCGGUACCUGCUGGAAAAUGGAGGCAACCAGAGCAUUGCUACAGAAGAUGGUUUUACCCCUCUGGCCAUUGCCCUUCAGCAGGGACACAACCAGGUGGUCUCCGUCUUAUUGGAGAAUGACACCAAAGGCAAAGUGCGCUUGCCUGCAUUGCACAUUGCUGCUCGUAAGGAUGACACCAAAUCAGCCGCCCUCCUCCUUCAGAAUGACCACAACGCUGACGUCCAGUCGAAGAUGAUGGUCAAUAGGACUACUGAGAAUGGAAAGAGCGGAUUCACUCCUCUGCAUAUCGCCGCCCACUACGGGAACGUCAACGUGGCCACGCUCCUGCUUAACCGCGGGGCGGCCGUUGAUUUCACAGCAAGGAACGGCAUCACCCCUCUACAUGUGGCGGCUAAACGAGGCAACACCAACAUGGUUCGCCUGCUGCUGGAUCGAGGCUCUCAGAUUGAUGCUAAAACACGGGAUGGUCUGACCCCACUUCACUGUGCAGCCCGGAGUGGACAUGAGACGGCUGUGGAGCUGCUGCUGGACCGAGGAGCCCCUUUACUGGCCAGAACUAAGAAUGGUCUGUCCCCGCUGCACAUGGCAGCACAAGGUGACCACGUCGAAUGCGUCAAACACCUUUUGCAGCACAAGGCUCCUGUUGAUGAUGUAACGUUGGACUACCUGACUGCACUGCAUGUGGCAGCUCACUGUGGUCACUACAGAGUCACCAAACUCUUGCUGGAUAAGAGGGCAAACCCCAACGCCAGGGCGCUGAAUGGCUUCACUCCACUGCACAUCGCCUGUAAGAAGAACAGAGUGAAAGUGAUGGAACUGCUGGUCAAAUAUGGAGCCUCUAUUGAGGCCAUUACAGAGUCUGGUCUAACCCCCAUCCACGUGGCGGCCUUCAUGGGUCACCUGAACAUCGUCCUGUUGCUACUGCAGAACGGAGCCUCACCUGAUGUCAGCAAUAUUCGUGGAGAAACAGCGUUACACAUGGCAGCCAGGGCAGGACAGGUGGAGGUGGUCAGGUGUCUGCUGAGGAAUGGAGCAAUGGUGGAUGCACGAGCACGGGAGGACCAGACCCCCCUUCACAUUGCAUCCCGUCUGGGAAAAACAGAGAUUGUGCAGCUGCUGCUGCAGCACAUGGCCCAUCCUGAUGCUGCUACAACCAACGGCUACACCCCRCUCCACAUCUCUGCCAGAGAGGGGCAGGUGGAGACCGCCUCYGUCCUGCUGGAGGCUGGUGCGUCACACUCACUGGCCACCAAGAAAGGUUUUACUCCUCUGCAUGUGGCAGCCAAGUAUGGAAACCUAGAUGUAGCUAAACUCCUGCUGCAGCGAUGUGCUCCUCCUGACUCUGCUGGAAAGAAUGGCCUCACUCCUCUCCAUGUUGCAGCUCAUUAUGAUAACCAGAAAGUGGCGCUCCUGCUGCUGGACAAAGGAGCGUCGCCACAYACCAUGGCUAAGAACGGUUACACUCCUCUGCACAUUGCGGCUAAAAAGAACCAGAUGGACAUAGCCACUGUGCUGCUGCAGUACGGYGCAGACACCAACAUCCUGACCAAACAGGGCGUCACUCCACUCCACCUGGCCUCCCAAGAAGGCCACACAGACAUGGCCGCCCUGCUGAUCAGUAAAGGAGCACAGAUCAACGUCCCCACCAAGAGCGGCCUGACUGCCCUCCACCUGGCGGCUCAGGAGGAUAAAAUAAGUGUUGCUGAGAUCCUCACCAAGAACGGAGCCAACCUGGACCAACAGACCAAGCUGGGCUACACUCCGUUAAUUGUAGCAUGUCACUAUGGUAAUGCCAAGAUGGUCAACUUCCUGCUUCAGAAUGGAGCCAGCGUCAACGCUAAGACCAAGAAUGGCUACACUUCUCUUCACCAAGCGGCGCAGCAGGGAAACACACACAUCAUUAAUGUUUUGUUACAGUAUGGUGCCAAACCCAACGCUAUCACUGUGAAUGGAAACACAGCAUUGGGUAUUGCCCGGAGGCUGGGCUACAUCUCUGUGGUGGACACUCUGAGGGUCGUCACUGAGGAGAUUAUUACUACAACAACAACGGUGACAGAGAAACACAAGCUGAACGUUCCAGAGACCAUGACUGAAGUCCUGGAUGUCUCAGAUGAAGAAGGCGACGACACCAUGACAGGUGAUGGAGGRGAGUAUUUGAGGGCCGAGGACCUGAGGGAGCUCGGAGAUGAUUCUCUUCCAGGACAGUAUCUGGAUGGGAUGAACUACCUCCGCUUCAACCUGGAGGGAGGACGCACUGACAGCUCAGACAGAUCCUUCACCCCCACACACCACGGCUACUACUCCCCCCGACAUGAAGGCACGAUGGAGGAUAUGCUUCGCAGUUACCAGGUCUCAUCACUCGCCAGGGAGAACGACAGGGACUCGUACCGGCUGAGCUGGGGCACAGAGAACCUGGACAACGUGGCCUUGUCCUCCAGCCCGAUCCAUUCUGGCUUCCUGGUCAGCUUCAUGGUGGACGCCAGGGGCGGAGCCAUGCGGGGCUGCCGCCACAAUGGCCUCCGCAUCAUCAUUCCCCCGAAGAAGUGYAGCGCUCCGACACGCAUCACAUGUCGACUGGUGAAAAGACAUCGCCUGGCCACCAUGCCCCCCAUGGUGGAGGGCGAGGGUCUGGCCAGCAGGCUCAUCGAAGUGGGGCCUUCUGGAGCCCAAUUUCUGGGUAAACUCCACCUCCCCACUGCCCCUCCACCUCUUAAUGAGGGAGAGAGUCUGGUUAGCAGAAUCCUCCAACUCGGCCCGCCAGGGACAAAAUUCCUUGGCCCUGUGAUCGUUGAAAUCCCCCACUUUGCCUCCCUCCGGGGGAGAGAGCGGGAGCUGGUGAUCCUUAGAAGUGAGACAGGAGAGAACUGGAAGGAGCAUCAGUGUGAACACACCCCGGAGGAGCUGAACCAAAUACUGAACGGCAUGGACGAGGAGCUGGACAUGCCCGAGGAGCUGGAGAGGAAACGCAUCUGUCGAAUAAUCACGAGGGACUUCCCACAAUACUUUGCUGUGGUGUCACGCAUUAAGCAGGACAAUAAUUUCAUCGGUCCUGAGGGAGGCAUCCUAAGCAGCACCGUUGUGCCACAAGUGCAGGCGGUGUUUCCUGAGGGGGCGCUCACCAAGAGGAUCAGAGUUGGACUGCAGGCUCAGCCAGUGACUGUGGAUGUAGUGAGGAAGAUCCUUGGUAACAAGGCCACCUUCAGCCCAAUUGUCACUCUGGAGCCUCGCAGAAGAAAGUUCCAUAAACCCAUCACCAUGACCAUCCCCAUCCCCAAGAGCAACGCUGAUCCAGUCCUCAAUGGAUUUGGAGGGGACACACCUACAUUACGACUGCUCUGUAGUAUAACUGGUGGAACAACUCCAGCUCAGUGGGAGGAUAUAACUGGAACAACCCCUUUAACCUUCAUCAAUGACUGUGUCUCCUUCACCACCAAUGUGUCUGCAAGGUUCUGGCUCAUAGACUGUCGUCAAGUCCAGGAGUCUGUCAACUUCUCCACUCAGGUGUACAGAGAGAUUAUUUGUGUCCCGUACAUGGCCAAGUUUGUCAUUUUUGCCAAAUCCCAUGACCCCAUUGAAGCUCGGCUACGAUGUUUCUGCAUGACCGAUGACAAGAUAGAUAAAACCCUGGAGCAGCAGGAGAAYUUCACUGAGGUGGCACGCAGCCGGGAUGUAGAGGUUCUGGAAGGAAAGCCRAUCUAUGCAGACUGCUUUGGAAACCUUGUUCCUCUCACUAAAAGUGGCCAGCACCAUCUUUUCAGCUUUUAUGCCUUUAAAGAAAACAGACUAGCCCUUUUCAUCAAAAUUCGGGACAACACUCAGGAGCCGUGUGGCCGAUUGUCUUUUAUGAAAGAACCCAGGAACUACAGGUCACUGACCCAAAACGCCAUAUGUAACCUCAACAUCACCCUCCCGUCGUACAGCAAGGAGUCCGAUUCUGACCCAGAGGAAGAGACCGGCAGGACGUUUGAGAAAUACGAAGAGACGGAGUCAUCAGUCCUGAAAUCUGACCUGAUUCGAGAACCAGAUCUUCUUUUCGACGUGACGGAGAUGAAACAGGAUUUGAUUAAAAUGACUGCCAUCUUGACUGCAGACUCAACAGAGAAUUCUCCUUCUAUAGGAGGGUGUGGUCUAGAAAAGGGAUCUGAGGAGGUUUCUGGAGAACCAUUAGAAAUAAUGGAGAAAGACCUUGAGAAAGUCAAAGAGGACCUAGAGAAAGUCAGUGAGAUACUGAGGAGUGGGACAUGUGAAGGUGACGUAGCAGAGGAGGGAGCAGCUAGAAUGGCCGAGGAGUGGGUUAUCCUCUCAGACAAUGAGGUAGAGGAGGCCAAACAGAUGGCUGUGGUAGAAGUUAAGGAGCCUGUCUUACGUGAAAGUAGACCUAACAGAGGGACUCCCAGACCAAAAGCCAUCAAGGGCAGUGGUGACCUUAAGGAAUACCUUGCUGAUGCACCAGGGAGCUCCAAGGUCAAAGUUAAAAAGGAGACGGGUAUACAAGAAAAAAUUACUAACGUUGUUCUACGCAAAAGUGCAAAACCAAGCACUCCAACCAAAGUUCAUGACAGUGCCACCACUGGUGAUGUUAAAAAACCAGUGAGAAAGAAGGGAAAAGCCCAGGAGCAGGCAGAAGGAUCAGCAGAGGCUCUUCUUAGUGUUCCUGCAGGUCCCACUCCAGCAUCUCCCAAGUCCCCAGUGAUUGAAGAAACUCCCAUAGGGUCAAUAAAGGACAAAGUCAAAGCCUUACAACAGAAAGUAGAGGCAGAGCAAAAGAGUAAAAAGCUCACAGGAAGCAAGCCUUCACAUUUGCCUGUCAUGGGUAAACCAUCACCAAAAGCCAAAGAAAGCCCUACAUCCAAACAGACCCUUCCCAAAUCCCCUAAAUCUCAAUCUGAAAAACUUGAGGAAACUAUGUCUGUUAAAGAGCUGAUGCAAGCAUUCCAAACAGGACAGGACCCUUCAAAAAGAAAGUCUGGUUUAUUUGAGCUCAAAACAACGUCAACAAGAUCAGAGAAAACCACCAAAUCUGAAACUCUUCAGUCAACAUCUACCAUUAAACCAGCAACCUCACAGGUCUCACAAGAAGUAUCAGUGGAUUCCAAACCGGUCCACAAAGACACUACAUCACAAGACCCAGUGUCAGCUGCUCACUCCGAGCUAAGUGAAACUAGAGACUUUGGAAACGGUGGCCUUGAUGAUAGCUCUGAUAGCGGUAAACAUGAGGCUGUGGCAGACUCAYUAAGUGCAAGUUCUGGAAAUGGAACCCCUCACCUGAGCUCUGAAGACAGCUGCAAACAUGAAGGACUGGCCACUCCAGGAACAAGCCCUGAAAGCCUGUCUGCUCAGCAAACAGAUACAGCUCUGCCAUCAGCUCCCACAAAACCUACUGACAUUAAAGAGACAGAAAAGUCUGGAGACUUGGGUGUAGGGACCUCUGAGGACCAGCUGUCUGCAGAACUGACCCUUCCUGUCUCUGCCAGUGAGGCUACAGAAGACCACACAACAAGUGAGUCUAURUAUGUUAGGAAGAGUGAGUCUAAGCCAUCUAAACCUCAGAAGCUUACAAAGAGAGUUUCAGAGACUGUUGAAACGUUUCUUAGUGACGAUGACAGCCCUGAGCAUCAGUUAGGAUCAUCUUUAGUUGGUUCUCCAGCCUCUAGAUCCCCCUCUCAACUCCAUGCACAUUUUGAGCUGCCUUUGAAACCAGAGUCAGACAAUCUCAGCCCAUUAGCUGAUGACUCUCUGACAAUAAGCCAUAGAGACUCUCUUGAAGGUAGCCCUGUUUUGGAAGAUAAUUCUCUCCAUAAGUCCCCAGACUCUAUUGAACCCAGUCCUACCAGGGAUUCACCCCUUCACGAUUCCCUGGAAAGCAGCCCAGUAGAACAAAAAAACCACCCAUUCUUACUAGAUCCUGGUAGACCCUGUAGCCACCCAGAACCCUCCAAAGCCGCAGACUUCACCCAAGAUGUUUUGCAUGGUAGGCUGCUUCAAGACCACGAGGCUAGUGCUGUUGAUGACAGUUGUGAGCAGACGUCACAGAUGACGAGUUCUGCAGGUUUGCAUGAAGGAACCCACAGCAAAGAGGGCAAGAGCACAACAUCAGCUACUGUCACGUCAGAGGGACCUUCUUUUGUCUCAGACCAGCAUCACUCAAAGUCUAAACUGAAACCUGCACAGGGAGAACAAGUCCCCUCGUCUGUCCAAGCUGAUUCAGAUGCUUGGAACAAAACAUCAACAUCAAACACUGAAAACAGAACUGAUGAGCAAAAACAGGAGAUCUUAAUGAAGUCAAGUAAAAAUAAAAGAGACUGUAAGGACAAUCAGAAGUUAGAUGUUAGUCAGGCACAGACAGGUCUGCAAAAACCAGGUGGGAAUGCAACAAAUGAGGUGAAGGAAAAUAACUGGGGACAGUCAGGGGGAGCAGUGGCUGGGCAUUCUACAGCUGCUGCCUCCGAUCAAACAAAACUUAAKGUCGGCAUCCACCACGACACAGACGAAGGUGACCAGGCCUCGGAUCAUCCCAGAACUGAAUCCAAAGGAGUUACUGCUAGAGUGGACACAAAGUCCUGGUCCGCCAUGCGAGAGGAUGAUGCAGCUUUUGCAGCUCGUGUAAAAGAAGAAGAGCAGAAGAUUCUCAAUCUGGUGGUGGAGCGUCCGUCUCUGCAAGCCACUCCUGACACGACCCCUGGUAGAACACCUACAGAAGAGAGCACUCCCACCAGUGAGCCUAAUCCUUUCCUCUUCCAAGAAGGGAAGCUGUUUGAGAUGACGCGUAGUGGUGCUAUUGAUAUGACUAAAAGAAGCUAUGAGGAGGAGGGAGGGGGCUUUGCCUUUUUUCAAAUAGGUGAACAGCCUUUAGAAGAACCAGUCUUAGAAGAGGUCAGACUAGAAGGAAGAUCAGUGGCAGAGUCAGCAAUAGGCCUUAAUCUAUCACUAGAGCUUAAGAUUGAUCAAUCCAAACCUGAAGGAGAUCAAUCAGGYUGUAAAACUGAUACUAUCAAGUCUAAAAUUCCUAAAAUGGGCACAYUAUCCUCAGCCAAAAUUACAAAGAAUGAUCAGACACCUCCUGAAAUUCUUGAGACUAAAACAGACAAACUUGUAAAUGAAGGAACUUCAGCUUUAGACACAAGUUCCUCUGAACAAACACUCACAAAUGUACAAACUGCAGAAACCACUGUCACUAGAUCAGUUUACCCUGAGCAGGUGCAGGAGUCAUCUGAUUCAUCCCCAGAAGAGGGUAAGUCAGUGGUGGAAGUCCCCAAAACAACAGGCAAGUCUAAACAAACUGCUUCCCASAGCACUAAGAAGACUCAAAGUACAGUCAAAGCUCAAGCUAAAUCUUCUACUCAGGGUCGAGGAAAAUCUAUGAUUCCUUCUCCGUCACAUGCGAUGCCCUCUUCAACCACACUUAAAAAGGAGGGCUCCUUCACUUUGGAUUCUAAAUCYAAGAUUCCUGUCAAGGCUGGCACUGUCAAGACUGAGUCUAACRUCAAACGAGAAGACAAAAAGAAUAAGGUUCCUGUAAGGAAAGAUACAAGGAGAAAAUCUGAGGCAGAUGCAGGUCCUUCUGUGGAUGUAAAAACCAAGACGUCUUCCAAAGCCAAGAGCUUCUGUGAGGGAGAAUCCAAGUCACCAGCUAAGAAAGAACAGGGUCGUCCCUCAAGUUCUGAAUUGGCAAAAUCGAAAGGUUUUCAGUCCAGAUUGCCAGUCCGGGGCAAAAGUGGGCAGUUACCUCAUACGUCAACAUCCAUUAAAGACAAAAGCAACCCUCAGAAACACUCCAGUGAGUUCUUUGAAGCGAUCAGUGAUGAAGCCGCAAAACUGGUGGCAAGGUUGGCUCAGGCAGAGGCAGAAAAGGAGGAAGAGGCUGUUGCUGCCCUCUCUGAUGAUGACAGCAGUCUGAUUGAUCCAUCAGUCAUAGAGAGAGAAACGUUCCCAGUGCUGCAGUUCCAACCUUCAGGAGACAUCUUUCCUAUUAGACCAUUGUGGGACGACCCUGUUGAGACACAGAUGCAGCGAAUUCCAGACGAUAAAGUCCAAAGUCAAGUAGAUCCACAGGAUGAAGCAGAAAGAAAAGAACAACGGUUGGCCAUUAUAGCUGACCACUUGGGCUUCAGCUGGACAGAGUUAGCACGAGCAUUGGACUUGAGUGAGGAGAAGAUCGACAUGAUAAGAACUGAGAACCCCAACUCACUGCAGGACCAGAGCUACGCCCUGUUAAAACUCUGGACAGAGAGUGAGGGACAGCAGGCCACAGAAGUGACACUUCUCAAGAGGCUGACRAUGAUCAACAGGAUGGAUAUCGUUCACCUUAUUGAAACCAAAAUGAACAAAUUUGAAGAGGAGACGUCGUCACAUACCUACGCAGAGAUUGAGCAGACCAUGGCUCUGGACCAUGGUGAAGGUUUCUCUGCCCUGCAUGAAGACAUGGAUAGUCCAAGGCCCAGUAGAUGCAGAGACGCUGCAGGAAGAAGUCCAGCUUCAGGACAGGAGGUACCCAUGGUGUCAGCAGAGGAGCUGUCCUUCAGUUUGUCCUCACUUCAUGAGACAUCAGGACAAUCUACAGCAACAGGUCCUCUGCGAGGUGCCCAGAGAGAGACACUCCACGAGGAGGCAGAAACAAUACAGUCGUCACAAACAAUCUAUGAGGAAGUGACAGACUCACUACACGCAGGAAGUUAUAAACAAGCAGAUCAUUUGCCAGACAUCCCACCGCAGACCAUCACAGAGGAGAAGUACACAGAUGAACACGGUAACAUGGUGGUGAAGAAAAUCACACGGAAGGUGGUGCGCAAGUAUGUGUCUCCGGACGGUUCAGAGACACAGGAAGUGAGCGUGGAGGGCUCUCAGCAGGAGGCGCUGCAGAUAGAGGAGGGAGACUCUGUGUCCAGGGUGGUGAAGAGGACAGUGCUGCACACACAGGGAGAUCAGAGAGAGCUGACCUUCUCUGAGCCUCUGGCUCUGGGCRCCGCCACAGCCUCAGAGUUCGAGGUGGAGCCAGUUCAGGGUCGAAAGGUCAGCAAGGUUGUCAAGACGACGAUGGUGAGGGGCGAGAGGACAGAGAAGCUGAGAGGAGACCCCUCACUGGCCGCAGAUCUCCCCUCAGCCCGGGAGGACUUUGAGAAGGCGUUGAGUUAUGCUGGAGGCUUCGGGACAGUUCUCCUGCCUCAUGUGGUGGAGAAGCAGGUUGAACUGGACGACGGGUCUGUGGUGAAAAGAAGUCAGAUGCAUAAGUGUCGGACCCAGAAGAGGACUGUGGUGAGGGAUGCCCAGGAGAAACACGUGCACCUGGAGCGUCUGGAUGACACCCCAGAUGCCCUGCAGCCUGACGCCCUGCAGCAGCACCUGCACCGACUGCUCCAACGCUACUGUGAGGAGGAGGAGGAGCAGGAGGAGGAGGAGGAGGAGGAGAUGGACUGAGAUGCUGCUUCCUUUAUGCUCACACUACAUCUUCCACUAAAACCUUCAGACGUUUGCUUCCUCAGACUUAAAUGUUCAUUCUGAUGGUUUUUCUUGGUUUGUAAAAAAAAAAAAAUAGCUGACAGGUUUAUGUGCUUUAACAUGUUUCCUUUGCUCUGAUUGUGACCAAAGAAAGCAUCCUGCAUCGUUUCACUAAAAAUGUGAUUCUUUAACCCCUCGGCUGCUGUGAUGCGUCUAAAGGCAGGUCGCUCCCACACGGGCCUCUUCUCAAACAACUCUUGUAAACAUUUGUACAUAAAGGAUGGCGCUGGGACUGGGGGGAAAAGGAAAACAAAGUGAAAGCAUUUAAAACAAGAGCCUCCGUCCUCCUGCUGUACACACGACCCAGCUGGAGAAAUACUGGACCCCCUCAGACUACCGCAGAAUUCACCGGAGGAACGGGUGUGUGUCUCUGAUCCUGUGUGUUCUCAACCUUCAUCUUCACUGUGUGUGUAUGUGUGUGUGUGUGUGUGUGUGUAAAUAGUGCUUACUGAGAGAGUAAGCAGGACUGUUUCAGAGCCCCGUCACACUUGGACUGAACUUCCCUCCAGAACCCAUCUCCUCGUUUCUUCUUAGUGUCAACAAACCAACAGAAUUUAACUUCAGUCCACAGAAGGAAUGCAUUUCACACAGUCCACUUUUUUUAAGCUAUAUUGGUCAAACUUUGUAAAUAACGUCCUGCACGAUGUCACGCUCAGAUGUUGUGUUGGGGAUGACUCUCACUAUCACCACGUCAUGUUUUAAUUCAGCAUCUGUAAAUUGGACUGUUAGUUAUUGCUGUGGUGGCCAUCUUGAAUUUGUUCCACACACAGAACUCUGCGUUGAUCUACAAACACAUCAAAUCUUACUAUAAAAUCUGUAAAAUAAAUUAUAUUCUAGUCACGUUUUUGUGUUUUCUAAAUCAGUUAGCUGUGGCGGCCAUCUUGAAUUAGGUUGUCUUUAGAAUGUCUCAUUACAAUCCAUGCAGAGGUUAAUGAGACAUUUUGCUAACAGACAAGGUUGAUGCCAAAGCUUUAAGCAAAAAAUUGUUGAACACAAAGCGCUUUAAGUGUUGAGGAUGACUCAGCUACUACCACACCAAAUUUUAGCUUAUAACUGGCUGAAGUGAAGCUAUUCAGAUGUUUUGUGGCAGCCAUCUUGAAUUGGAUAAGUUAGAGGAACAUCUAACAGUUCAAUUAAAAACCAAAAGCAAUGUUUCCUUUUACAUUUGCGCAACAAUAAAAUGGCCUGCGAGCCCACACAGGCUCUGCUAAAUGAUGUUUCAGCAGGUUUGUUGACACUGAGCCGAUCUUUGUUUUAAUCCUGUUUUCUAUCAGAGAAUGGUCCACCUCAGUCAUUAGCAUGUGUGUACCUCUUUAUUUAUUGCUGUCUGUGCUUUGUGUGUGUUUGUUCCAAAGCUCCUGGUUUGGUUGAGAGCUUUCAGACUGAAAUACUGCUUUGACAUGAAAGAAGCCUCCUGUUUCCAUUGUGACAACAUUAAAUACAUAUUUAACAGCGCAAAUAUGUACGCGGGCAUGUACGGUCAGAUUUACUGACAAAUAAAAAGCUGAAACACUAACGAGACAUAGCAGCUGCAGUGUUUACAUGGCAGAACAAUAAAAGUACGUGUGUCAAACAG
This is a messenger RNA of Austrofundulus limnaeus, 11660 nucleotides long. RefSeq names its product ankyrin 2b, neuronal (gene ank2b). Gene Ontology annotation, biological process: signal transduction. Gene Ontology annotation, molecular function: protein binding. The record is from RefSeq and is a predicted model, not a curated record. NCBI's taxonomy places the organism in Eukaryota, Metazoa, Chordata, Actinopteri, Cyprinodontiformes, Rivulidae.